Poecilia latipinna (sailfin molly) is the source of this 866-nucleotide messenger RNA. RefSeq names its product calmodulin 3a (phosphorylase kinase, delta) (gene calm3a). Gene Ontology annotation, cellular component: myosin II complex. The transcript has 6 exons. The record is from RefSeq and is a predicted model, not a curated record. NCBI's taxonomy places the organism in Eukaryota, Metazoa, Chordata, Actinopteri, Cyprinodontiformes, Poeciliidae. Bases 204 to 653 code for a protein of 149 amino acids. Gene Ontology annotation, molecular function: calcium ion binding.
CCGAAGCACAACGCCGGCGUCGCUGGAUUGAGGUUUCCGGGCAACACUAGAGUGCAGGCUAUCCAUAUUUCCGAGACUGUAGACAUUUAUAUUCCAUCUGUUUUGAUUGUCUUAUCAAGGUGACAUUCUCUGCGGUAAUUUAAAGUAAGAGUCGCAAAUCAAACAUUUGUCUCCUUCGCAGAGCUUAAAAACUCAACGGAACAAUGGCUGAUCAGCUGACAGAGGAGCAGAUUGCUGAGUUCAAAGAGGCAUUCUCACUGUUUGACAAGGAUGGCGACGGUACGAUCACCACCAAGGAGCUCGGCACGGUGAUGCGCUCUCUGGGACAGAAUCCCACCGAAGCUGAACUGCAAGAUAUGAUCAAUGAGGUUGAUGCUGACGGAAAUGGAACGAUUGACUUUCCCGAGUUCCUGACUAUGAUGGCCAGAAAAAUGAAAGAUACAGAUAGUGAGGAGGAAAUCAGGGAAGCCUUUAGGGUAUUUGACAAGGACGGUAACGGCUACAUCAGCGCGGCGGAGCUACGGCACGUCAUGACCAACCUGGGUGAAAAGCUCACAGACGAGGAAGUGGAUGAGAUGAUCCGCGAGGCUGAUAUCGAUGGUGAUGGCCAGGUCAACUAUGAGGAGUUUGUCCAGAUGAUGACCGCCAAGUGAAGGGAGCGCUGAAAUUUCUCUCAAUGUUGCUCGUCCCACUAAGAUUACCGUCGUCUAAGAAACUUAAAAAGCAGGAACAGUUAUCAAAUGUCGAACAACCACCCCCUUCAAAAACCACUCGCCUGUAGGAAUUUUCUCAAUGUGUGCUUCAAAACAACCAAAUAAUACUUCGAAGGUAUCUGUUUAAAAAAAAAAGAAAAGCAAACAAACAAA